AAGUGAAUGCACCGAUGGAGUACCAGUUUAGCGAUUCCGAUAUCGAACCGGAAGCGAUCGAUGACGGUGCGUUCGAGAGUCUGAUGCGGACGUUCGGCACCAACAGAAAGGCGGGGGUCAGUGAGUACAGCGAGGAUGAAGAGCAAUCGGAUGAGGCUGGCAGUGAUUCAGAAAUGCAAUCCGCUGCAUCGGAUGUCGAAUCCAGUGGCAACGGAAGCAGCGAAGACGAAGACACUGCGGACGAGGGCGAGCAAAGCGCAAGCGAAGUAGAGGACGAAGAGGAAGCUCUUGGCGACGAAGAAGGUUCGGACAACGCAGACGCCGACGAUGACUCGGAUGCUGACGAGGACAGCGAUGAUGCGCCUCCGGAAGACGAUGCUGCCGGCGAUGAUAGUGCAAUAUCGUCGGAAGAGGAAGACAACGCGGCGUCAGUGGCCGACCCGUACAUGAUGCACACCGCCUUCAACAUAAGCCCCGCGAUGGUGGAAUCGUUGGCGGCCGAUCCGGUAGUUACCGAAGGCAAAGGAAUUCGCUACGGAUCGCUAGGAACCAUUUACGUGGAUAUUCCGAAGGCUGGCCACGUCCGGGCGAAAUGCGCACCGACCGGAAUCUACGACAAAGAAACGUACGCCCGCCCUGGAAGUCUUCCCAUUGCGCCCGAUGUGGCGAAACCCGUCGAUUGGUCCGAGUUGCACGUGAAGGCGAAGAUUGCUCGAAACUUAUCGGAAUCGCCGGAUGCGCUGGAGCGCGAAGUGUUUUCGAUUCUCAACAACUAUCAGGACUUGCUGUUUACUCGGCGUACCUUCGAGAACGCCGAAAAGCUCCGGUUCGCAUACUGCCUGCACACGCUCAAUCACGUGCUGAAAGCGGUGACAAAGAUUCAGCACCACAACCUCAAGCUGGCGGCGGCACAACCAAAGCCCACCAAACGAUCGAGACGCCAGAAGCGGAAAGAAGUGACCGCUGUUCCGGGUACCAAGGAGUACCGCGAUCAGGGCUUGGUGCGCCCGAAGGUACUGAUCAUUGUCCCGUUCCGGCAGUCGGCAUUGCUGAUUGUGAACCUGCUGAGGGCACUGUUUGCCGGCGAUGAUGGGAAAGCGGUCACAAACUAUAAGCGGUUCACGGACGAGUACGGCGGCGAACAGGGGUCCCUGUACUUCCCACAGCUGAACCGGAAACCGGAGGACUACGAGCAAACGUUUGCGGGUAACAUCGACGAUAACUUCCGCAUCGGAAUUGCCUUCAACCGGUCGUCGAUGAAGCUGUACACCCGGUACUACACCUCGGACUUGAUCAUUGCGUCGCCGCUCGGUGUGCGGAUGACGAUCGGUGCCGAGGGGGAGGCGGACCGUGACUUCGAUUUCCUGUCCAGCAUCGAGCUGCUGAUCAUCGAUCAGGCGGAGGUGUGCUACGCGCAAAACUGGGACCACGUCCUGCACGUGUUGGACCACCUUCACCGGCAGCCGAAAAGUGCGGAAAAUACGGAUUUCUCCCGUGUCCGUGAUUGGGCCCUGAACGGGUGGUCCCGGUUCUACCGCCAGACGGUGCUGAUCUCGUCGCUCGAGCUGCCCGAGUACCGGUCGCUGUUUGGGAAACAUUUCAACAACUACCGAGGGAAGGCGAGGACCGUGGGCAGUCGUGUCGAGCAUGGCAGCAUCAAGCACGUGGUGGUGCGAGUUCCGCAAAGUUUCCAGCGGGUCGAGGCGACCUCGCUCGAGGGACAGAGCAAUGCACGGUUUGCGCACUUUGUCAGCGUGAUUCUACCCCAGGCCCGUAGCUUGACAAUGGCCCGGUGCCUCAUUUACGUGCCGAGCUAUUUCGAUUACGUCCGGUUACGGAACUACUUCAAGAAGGAGGAGAUGAGCUUCACACAAAUUUGCGAGUACACGUCGGAUGCGAAGAUUGCCCGCGCCCGGGACAUGUUCUUCCAUGGCAGUAAACACUUUCUGCUCUACUCCGAGCGGUCACACUUCUUCCGCCGGCACCGCAUCAAGGGCAUCCGGCAUCUCAUCAUGUACGGUCCACCGGUGUAUCCGCAGUUUUACUCCGAAAUGGUUAACCUGAUGGCGAACGAGUACCAGAACCUGAAGGACGGCGUCGAUCCGGCCUCGAUGACCGUGACGGUGCUCUUUACGAAGUACGAUUCGUACUAUUUGUCCGCGAUACUGGGCAUGGAGCGUGCCCGCUCUAUUCUACAGGCAACCAAAUCGGUGCAUCGCCUAACGACGGACACCAAAUAA
Messenger RNA from Anopheles bellator, 2240 nucleotides. Its product is annotated as U3 small nucleolar RNA-associated protein 25 homolog. The transcript has a single exon. Gene Ontology annotation, biological process: maturation of SSU-rRNA from tricistronic rRNA transcript (SSU-rRNA, 5.8S rRNA, LSU-rRNA). Gene Ontology annotation, cellular component: small-subunit processome; nucleolus. Gene Ontology annotation, molecular function: rRNA binding; U3 snoRNA binding. Bases 15 to 2240 code for a protein of 741 amino acids. The record is from RefSeq and is a predicted model, not a curated record. NCBI's taxonomy places the organism in Eukaryota, Metazoa, Arthropoda, Insecta, Diptera, Culicidae.